CCACAGUGCAUUUUUAAGUACUUUUGUCUGGCAUUAGCUCCCCUUGAUAUACAGAAGACUCGGCGAACUGCCGCCAAAACGGAUGCUAAUAAUAAUAGAGCAGAAAGGGAGAUAACUGCGUUGAGUUCUGCUGGCAUUGUGAAAAAAUAACAAUUACAUGUAUUGAGUAGGGGGACAAGUGUUUUUGAAAAGCAGGACAACUCUAUUUGUUAUUUGUAAUAUUCGUGUGGGCAGUAUUUAACUAUAUUUUCUUGGAUUUAAUCAAGAAACGAAUGGGUUGAUUAGAACAGACUAGGAAUCUUCUAGAACUUGAAGUGAUAAGAUACUUACACUUUCUUUAUUUCCAAACAGAUGUAAUGGUUGAUGACGGCAGAGGAGUUGAACGUAGGGGUUCAAAGGUAGGAACAAGGCGGAGACGCAUGUCGCUAUGCAGAAAGAGCUCAGCAGCUCUUUCCGUGAAAUCAGAGACCCAUUCGGAUCAGACGCCCAUGUCCUGCUCGCUAGACUGGCCACUUUCGACGAAGACCACGUGCCGGCUGAGGUGAUCGCGACGGACGGGAAGGAACCGAACGGCGUCACCUCUGCGUCAGCUCCGCACCAAGCCGUGGAGCCCUUCUCGCACAGCUACAAAAUCGCUGUCGCGAAAAUCUCGGACGAGUCCCAAGAUAAAAGCGCCGUGCUGGUCAUGGAUACAGACUCGCAAAUAUUGAUAGACCACGCGCCAUAUUCUUCAGGCGACGCCCCUGAUGACCAGUGGGUUGCGCCCUUCAGUGACUCGGAUGACCUGGACGUGCGUGUCGAGGGCGACGCCCCUGGCGGAUACUGCAUCGAAGACACGCCUUUGGAGAAAACGAAAGCUGGAAUGCAGGAGUCAGAAAACACUACGCCUGUUGUGGUUAGGACUCCAGGAGACAUUCUACGAAAUGCGGCCUUGACCAUUCACGCUGCCGUCAGGAUCACGAGGGCUGAAAGGCUAAAGAGAAGAGCUAAAUGGGCUUCCAAGAAACUGUUGGUUUUCAUCCUGUCCCAUGUCGGACUGACCACCAUUGUUGGACUUUACGCCGUGGCAGGCGGCUUUCUCUUCCAGUACCUAGAGGGUCAGAAACCUUUAGAAGAUGCUCCAGUGGUGCAGACUCGAGAACUUCUGAAGAUAAACUACACGGAGAUAAGACAGAGACACAUCGACAUGCUGUGGAACUUCACGCAAGAGAUCAACAUUCUCUACCCGUCUGAUUGGAAACGCAAAUGUGAGGAGAUUUUACUGGCCUUUCAAAACGACUUGACGGAGGCGGCCGUGACGACCGAAGAAAUUUUGGUACCUGAAACCCUUCCAGUGGCUGCUAAGUGGACCUACCCGAGUGCAUUGCUCUACUCCGUGACUAUCAUCACAACCAUAGGCUACGGCGACACUGUGCCAGUCACCCUAGAAGGCAAAGUUGCCUCUAUGUUAUACGCUCUCAUUGGCAUCCCUCUGGUUCUGCUUUGCUUGACCAACAUCGGCUCCUUCCUGGCCAUGACCUUCCGCUUCACAUGGAAGCAUACGACUCACCUCGGGCACUUUUUAGUUCAAUCCCCGAAACGUAAUGAGCCUAUGGUGAAGACGUCUGAGGUUCGAGUCCCUAUUACUGUGUCCGUACUGACCAUGUUCAUCUACAUCCUGUCUGGCGCCAUUAUCUUCUCUCGCUGGGAGAACUGGACCUUCCUGGACGGAUACUAUUUCUGUUUUAUUACUCUCAGUACGAUAGGGUUCGGUGAUUUUGUUCCUGGCAAGAACACACAAACAUUGGAUUCCAACGCCAAGCGAGUUGUCUGCGCCUUGUAUCUUCUGUUCGGGCUGGCACUACUCUCCAUGAUAUUCCAGCUGAUACAGGACACGAUCACUGUCAUCAGCAGGCGAUAUGCCAGCUUCCUGGGCCUCAGCGAGAAACAGAUCGAGAGAGAAAUGGAAGAGUCCAAAGACUGCUCGGACGAAGCAGAGGGCAAGGCAAGGAUCGUCCCCGACGACACUGGUUGUUCCGGGGACGCCCUAAGCGAGAAAACCCCGCUCUCCCAAAGACGAAACCUUGUCCCCCAAAGAAGAGAGUCCUGCCCGGUGCCAAAGCAGGAGCCGCUCUUCAAUGAGCCUCUAACAAGAAUGUACUCCGUGCCGUCUGACACUCUGACCAGACAGCUUCGCCUGCUCAAGAACAAGCAGCUUCUCGCAAGAGGGGGAUUGCACCCCGUGAAGGAGCGCACUGCUGAACUUUCCCAACUUUCCCACGAGUCUCUCCACAAAAGUGAGAGCGUGGAUAACAUCAAAGACCAACUCUACCAGAAAUACAGCAUAGCGUCAAACGGCGAAGAAUUACAAGAGCAGUAGAGCCCAUUGGAUCUGCAACUUACUUUGAAAAUAUACAAUGAACUGACACACACAGGCGUGAAGAGUCAUUCAUAACUUCUUCCUGACAUCAUUUCAACAAGUCUUUUUAUUUUCUAAUGUGUCAAUUUAA
Molecule: messenger RNA, 2489 nt
Organism: Biomphalaria glabrata
Lineage: Eukaryota; Metazoa; Mollusca; Gastropoda; Planorbidae
Product: TWiK family of potassium channels protein 18-like
Exons: 7
Coding region: 428-2359 (643 amino acids)
Biological process (GO): potassium ion transmembrane transport; stabilization of membrane potential
Cellular component (GO): membrane
Molecular function (GO): potassium ion leak channel activity
Source: RefSeq, a predicted model, not a curated record